This is a messenger RNA of Daucus carota subsp. sativus, 1524 nucleotides long. RefSeq lists its product as uncharacterized. The transcript is spliced from 5 exons. Bases 272 to 1399 code for a protein of 375 amino acids. Lineage: Eukaryota; Viridiplantae; Streptophyta; Magnoliopsida; Apiales; Apiaceae. The record is from RefSeq and is a predicted model, not a curated record.
GAUAAACCCUAAUUUUCUGUUUCUUCUUUCCCUUUUGCAUUCUUGUUUUUUUGCAAAAUCUCAUCAAAAAACAAGAAAUCCUUGCUGAUCCAAAGGUGCAUGUGUGUGGCUGUGGGGCGGUGGCUUCUUGUUGCCUCUGCCGCUCCAUGAAAGAUUGGAAAAGCUACAAGUACUGUGAUUAUUGCAGGAUUUUAAGUUGGGGAGUGAUUCUGACGACAAAGAAAAGUAGCUAGAAGAUAUUUCUGACAGCGGAAUUUAACAGCUUUGAGUGAUGGAGUCUGAGCAUGAAAGUGAAAGCAAUGAGCACUUGAUCAAGGAUGCUGAUAAUUCGAGGAAUAUGGAUGAAGCACUAUUCCCUGUAAUGUCAGCUAAGAAAUCUGACCAUGACAGCAGAAGUGAAGCAGAAAAAUAUAUUGAUUUUAAUGAGGAGACAUCUGGCUCAGCCGAGAUGUCAAAAACGUCUCAUUCUUCUUCUUAUUCGGGGUCUUCAUCAGAUUAUUUCCAAAUAGAUGCCAAGAUGCCUCAGAAAUCCAGCACAUUUCCUGUCGUCUCCCCUGAACCCCAGGAGGAUAGUCAAUCUAAGAAUCAUGGCCAGAAUUCCCCAUCUCAGCCCAGCUCACAAGUUUCUCAAGCCACCAAUAAAUCUACAUUGCAAACACCAUCGCCAAUUGAAUCACCUCCCAUUCAAGUAAUGGAGAAGGCUGGAGGUUAUGAUCCUAAUAGGAUACCAGAUUCUGUUUUUGGGAGAUCCUCUUCGGCAAUGGACUGGAGUGUUGCUUCUAACGAAUCACUCUUCAGUUUACACCUCGGGAACAAUAGUUUCUCCAGGGAGCAAUUUCUCUUGAUGAGUGGAGAAUUAUACAGUUCUGGGGAAUUGAAUAAGCCUAGUGAGGCUGCUAAGCCUGGACGGCCACCAUUAAUUCCAAUAGGAAAGUUGCAAGAAGAAGAGGCUGUGGAUUCAGACAAUAAACCAAAGGAAACAAAAGCAGCAGAAGAGAAGAUGGAUGAUUCUUUAGAGCUAGAUGUGUCUGAUCAACCUGAAGAGAAGGAGAGUGAAGCAGAAGUGAAUGGCCAUUCCUCUAUGAUUAAUCGUCCCUCUGACGCAAGUGGAACCAGUACUCAAUCCUUUGCCUUUCCAAUUUUGGUAGAUCCUACUAAAACUCCUACUAUGAGAAGUGAUUCCAUGAAGGGACCAUCUCCAAGGGAGCAGGAUAUGCAGCGAGCUGUAUACGAGGAUAUUGUCAAAUUAGAGGCACAAACGAAGAGCUCUUCGAGUUUUGGGUGCUGCUGCUGCUGCGGUUGCAAUUGUUGUUCCUCACCUCACUGCUCAUGUCCUUCACAUCAACAUUGUUGGAGCUGGAAGUGGUGUAACAAGUGGUUUUGUUGCCCUUGUUGCUAAGAAAAUGAGUGCUUCACAUCCAUAUUUCGAUGCAUGGCUGUCCCACAGCUGCCUGCCUUAGGGCAUGUGUACCUAAAAUUUCUGAAUUUCUUGAAAUAAGAUGAGAUCUUUGCAGCAUUCUGAUC